CUGAGGCGACCAAUAGUUGUGCCAGUUUCUUAAGCUGUGUUCGCUUUUCAGACGCUUUUCAUUUCAUACGAAUUUCGUUGUUGUACAUGCAUGUGGUGGUGUGUGUGUGUUGUGCCUGUGUGUGUUGUGUUGUGUCUGGCAAGUGGAAAUAUUUUGAAAUAGCCACAUGCAACAUGCAUUAAGUGUUGAAAUUGCGAACGCGGCCAAGUGAUGUGGCCAGGAGAAAAGACGCUGCUACCACGUGAGAUUAGACCAAGGUGUCGCCAGCUUCAGGAUUAUGAGAUCGCAUGUGGCCGUUUAUCGUGCGCCCGACAACGCAAACGGUUGCCAAUUCCCUAGAUAUGCGCAACAUCAACAUCAACAUCAGCAACAACAAUUGCAACCACAACCACAACAAUCACAUGCUGUUUGGAAUAACAAUUGCUACAAUCUUCAGGCGCAACUGCAUCAUGGAAUCUACCAUGCAACAGCUGGAGCAGCGGCGCCACCACAGGCUCAACAGCUGCUUGUCAAUCAGCAGCGGAUCAACGAGUGCGCUGGAAUACCGCUUAUAUCGAAUGCCUGUAGCCACUUGACGCCCGCCCAGCGUCAGCGUCUGCUGCGCAAGUCCACCAAACUAUGGCCUUCAAGUGGCGCACACUCCAUGUCCCAGCUGGCGGCGCAUGCGCAGGGACAGCCGUUGCUGCAGAAUAACAACAAGCAACAUCAACAUGUGCAACAUCAUCUUCAACAGCAGCAGCAACAACAACAGCAGCAGCAGCAGCACUUGCAACAUCCGCAACAGUCCUGGCCAGCACAUGCCACAAGUUAUCAUUCCAUGCGUAUCAAUAACUUUCAAUUGACGGAUAAAUCCCGAGUGCUUCGCUACCAGAAUUCAGCGCCGGCGGCACUUAGUUCCGAGGAGCAUCAAAAAUCACUAAGCAACAGCAACAACAUUAACAGUAACAAUAACAACAACAAUAACAAUAACAGUAGCAGUAUUGGUCAGGAUUCAACACAGCCUGUGGCAGAUAGCUGCCUGCCACGCAUCAUAAAGCCGCGCAAGCGUCGCAAGAAGGAUCGCAAGCCGGCCAAUGGAGUGCUCCUUAAAAUGGAUGCGGAACUGCAGCCAAAGUUGCAACAGCAACUGCAACAACAACAGACAACAGCAGUCAAUUCCAUUGGCUAUACACAACUGUUGCCCAUGGCUUGCAACAAUGGCAACAUGCAACACGAUCACAGUCAUGGCGUUUGCUUCUGUCGUGACUGUGAUCCGUUGCGUUCCCUGUGGGAUUAUCCAUUGCGCCGCUCGCACUCGGAUGCCUCCUCCAACGGACAGGGCAGGGACGGUCGCAGCAGCUGCUCCACAUCCACAACCACAUCUACAUCCUCCUCAUCGACGCACUCGGAUAAUUCAUGCGCCAGCUCGAUUUGUUCACAGAAUGUAGCCAAUAGUUUUGACGAGACGACGGAACAUUUUGCACCCAUCACCGGUGACAGCAGUCGAGCCGAAAUUGUGGGCGUUAUUGGCUCUCAGCGCAGUCACGCCCACUGCAGCACCACGAGAGCUGCCACAACGCCAGCGCCAUUGUAUCUAAGUGACUCGAGCGACUCUGGCUAUGGCGACAUCCUGAGUGGCAUGAAUAUUGCCAACGAUUUGUUUGCCAGCUGUUUUGGUCAUGUUGCAAGCAACGCAACAAAUACGCAUGCAACCAGCGCCGAGACGCUCCUUAAUGAAAGCAUCAACGAGAUUUCACGCAAACUAAUCGAAACGUGCGCUGUCAACGAACCAAACGAUGUUGCCACCAAUGGAUUAGGUUGUGGCAGCAACAACAACAACAACAACGGCGGCAGCAGCAGCAACAGCAGCAGCAGCGGGAGGGGAAGCGGCAGCGGCAGCGGUAGCGGGGACAGUGACAGUUGCUCGGCAUCCGCCAGCGAUAGUGGCUUAGACAGCGCUGGCAGCUAUAACUCUGAGGCGCUUGUCUUCAACUUUGAGCAUUUAAAUCUGACGGAUACGAAUUUUGUGACGCCCACAGCAAUGGAUUUUCUAGUUGACUGCAACAACAACAACAACAACAACAGCAGCAGCAACAACAACAACAACAGCAACAACAACAACAAAUCUGAGCAACAAUUUUAUAACAAUUGCUUUGACUUGGUUUGGCGCAGCAGCAACAACUGCAACAACAACAGCAACCACAACCACAACAGCUGCAACAACAACGGCAACGACAAUCAAGUGACAGCUGGCAAAGGCGGCGAUAGCAAUGCCACACCCACAACUUUAAUGCUGGGCACGGUUGGAAAAUUGAAGCCAGCAUUUUCCACCAUCUCGUGACAACAGAAUAAAAGCAGCAACAACAACAACAAUAACAACGACGACGACGACGACGAUAAACUAAUCACAUAGACGAAAUCCAAACCAAAAUGGAGCUGUGCCCCCUUCUUUUUAUUUUUGUUUAUUUAAAAGAGAGGGGGAUGGAAAGUUUUCAACUUUACGACUCGAGUGGAAAUUGGAGCUAAUUGCUGCAACAUAUGUGGGCCCGUCUUUGGAUUCCCAGUGCGUGGGCGUCUUACCAUAAACGUGGGCGUGUUAACGCGUACGUGUGCGUUGCAUAACCGAAACCGUUAACCCACUAAUAAAGCGAAUCAGCUGGCGUAGAGAAAUUGAGUGGAACAGCAAAAGAAACAAAACAAAAGACAUUGAAAUUAAUGCCUCAUGGGCUCAACAAGAGCAGCAACAACAACAACAACAACAACGAUUGGCGAUAUAACUGAAGUCGACGAGCUCGCUGUGGAAACCUUGCUUAUAGAUAUAUAUAUAUACUUAUAUACAUAAAGUAUAUAUACAUAUAUAUGUAUAUACAUGCUACAACUUUCACUUUCACUGCGGCAGAGUCUCUUUGUUUUUGCCCAGACAACCGACAACCACAAAGAGGCAACAACAAAAGCAACUACAACAACAACAACGAUGAUGACGACGACGACCAAAACUCUUAUGCAGAUUUUAAGGCAAAAGUAAUAGAAAUCGUGUACAGACAAAGCCCGGCCAAAAUGUUUGGCUACAGCUACAGCAAAAGAUACAAAUAUACCGAUAUAUAGAUACACA
Molecule: messenger RNA, 3091 nt
Organism: Drosophila innubila
Lineage: Eukaryota; Metazoa; Arthropoda; Insecta; Diptera; Drosophilidae
Product: transcription factor mef2A
Exons: 1
Coding region: 278-2320 (680 amino acids)
Source: RefSeq, a predicted model, not a curated record